This is a messenger RNA of Rhagoletis zephyria (snowberry fruit fly), 990 nucleotides long. RefSeq lists its product as uncharacterized. The record is from RefSeq and is a predicted model, not a curated record. NCBI's taxonomy places the organism in Eukaryota, Metazoa, Arthropoda, Insecta, Diptera, Tephritidae.
UAUUUUAUUUCAAGUAUCUUAACAUUUACAUACAUAUAUGCAUUAACAUAUUUCAUAUUCAGAAGAAGUUUGUUAUAACCGCUGGAAAAAAUUACGAGAUCGUUUUGCCCGCGAGUGUCGCCACCAGAAACUGUAUCCAGAACGACCUGUAACAUGGAUAUACUUUGAAAAUUUAUCUUUUCUCGAAGAGCAUUACAGAAAAGGUAUUCCUUUACCAGUCGAAACCAUCAGGCGACAAAAUAGAGCGAAAGCUACUGUAACAACAGCAGAAGAUGCUCUAUGCGAAGAUAGUCUUUUCCUGUAUGUCAAAGAUGAACAACAGUCGCAUGAACAGAAUUUAAAUUAUAUAGACCCUGAAUUUAGUGAAUUGAACUCAGCUUCGUUAGACGAGCUUAUUAUUAUGAGAAAUAGUAGCAAUCAAAACGAAGAAAAAGAGGCUGAAGAUUCGAGGAACGAUAUGAAAUCGUUGCCUGCAUUUACACCACUAACAAGCCGCCUGCAAAACGUUAAAGAAACAAAUGAUGAAGAACCAGAGCAACAACUUACGACUGUAAUAUCGGGAAUUCAACAUAUUUUACAACAGUCAAAGGAUUGUCUUAAAUCAUUGCAGAAGCAAAACGAAGAACUCAAACAAAAAUUUCAAUCUAAGGAAUCAUUGAAUUCGCAAGUAAGCAUGCUUCAGAAAGUGCACAUACUACUCGACGGCUUAACAGAUACGCAUCGAACAUUAGCUGAGCGUCGAAUAAUACAAUUUCUUUGUGAAUGUCAAAUAAAGAUAUUAAACGAAGAAAACGUAGGCGAUGUAUGCUAUACGCAAGAGUUUUAAGCGUAAUUCAAUUACGCAAAUUUACAGAAAAACCUGCGACAUUUUUAUAUGAAUUCUAAUGCAGAAUUGUCCGCUGAAUCCGUAUACGAAAUGUAUAUAUCUACAUAAAUAUAUAAAAGUGGAACAAUUUUCAAAUAAAGUCAAAUUUCGGUUUUUUUAAAGUA